Symbiodinium natans is the source of this 1050-nucleotide messenger RNA. Lineage: Eukaryota; Dinophyceae; Suessiales; Symbiodiniaceae. The record is from the annotation of a GenBank genome assembly.
AUGUCUUGGGGCGAUGUGGAAGAGACCUUGCUGCUGGAGCCUCAGGUGGUUCCGGCCCAAGGCAUUUGUGCCAAUCUUUGCAGCAUUCUGCACAGUUUCUGGCUCUUCCUGCUUCGAAGAAGCGCAGGCGUGGCCGUUGCUUGGCUUCAUGCGAUCGUCUGUCUUGCUGGAUUGCGACAAGGCAGGGCUGUGCGUAGGGAAGCCAGCGCGCUUGAUUGUACGUUUUGUUUGCUUGCGGAAUGGCAGCGAUGUGACCGUGCGCCGCCAGGCUUUGCGAGUGAUGCCCAAGUUGUUGUAGCUUCUGGAAAAGGUGGAGACAGGCGGCCACAAGGAGCCCUAGCAGUGACUCGUGACAUCGAGCGGCGAGUGGUGCAGGCUGGAGGCAACACGCUGGGAGUGCUGGUGGCAUCGCUGUCUUGGACUUCUGCUGACGACCUUGACCUGCACAUGCUUGUGCCAGGUGGCCAAGAAAUCAGCUACAGGCAAAAGACAGCAGACGGUGGUGAAUUGGAUGUUGACAUGUGCGUGCAGGGCAAGCAUGGUGGCAAGUGUGCCGACAGGCCCGUCGAGAAUAUCGUUUUCCAGGAUGAGCCACCUGCAGGGCGCUACAAAAUCUUUGUUCAGAAUUUUAACUACCACUUGAACACCUUGCCCGAGAAUAUGCAGGUGGCCCGCAUGCAGGAGGGGCGCAAGGCUUCGAAAGAAGAGAUGCAGCUUCGCCUGAGCCAAGAUCGGCCCGUGCUGUUUGACCUUUUGGUGAAGGUGCAUGGCAGCAAGAAGUUGUUUGAAGGAUUGUGCACGCCAGCUGGAAAAACCCAUGGGCCCAGCGACGUCACAGUGCUGGAGUUUGACUACGACCCCAGCAAGGAUGAGGAAGAGCGGCUCAGCUCGCGCUUCGAAGCCACUGCAGCUCCGGAAUGCGCGCUCUCAGAGAAGAGCCGUCAGUGGAGCCUAUCUUGGGGGGAGCACACGGGCGUGCGAGGCCAAAGGUAUGCGGAGAGGCUUGCGCUGGCUAGCUCAGAGGCACAUGGACAAGUCGGCCAGGCAUGA